Molecule: messenger RNA, 435 nt
Organism: Psylliodes chrysocephalus
Lineage: Eukaryota; Metazoa; Arthropoda; Insecta; Coleoptera; Chrysomelidae
Source: the annotation of a GenBank genome assembly
GUCUUCUCUCUGGUGGUAUAAUGUCAAACUCAAAGCGAGAUGUCAAAUUAUUCUAACCUAACCUAAAAAAAAUUAGUCACAUUUGAAUUAAAAUAUACCAAAAAAGGAUUAAGAAAUAAAUAUAUUAAUUAAAUUUUAAACUAAGUACAAAAUGGAAAAUAUAUCUUCAUUGUCAGGUGUCCAAAAAGAUGAACUUAUGGAUCAAGUUAAACAGCAAAUAGCAGUUGCAAAUGCUCAGGAACUUCUCACAAAAAUGACAGAAAAAUGUUUUAAAAAGUGUAUAUCUAAACCCGGAACUUCCUUAGAUAGUUCAGAACAAAAAUGUGUAGCAAUGUGUAUGGACAGGUAUAUGGAUUCAUGGAAUUUAGUAUCUAAAGCUUAUAGUCUGAGAAUUCAAAGGGAAAGAAGCCAUAUGUAAAUUAUUGUAAAUAAAAA